This is a messenger RNA of Eurytemora carolleeae, 435 nucleotides long. It is a transcript of the gene mRpS16, whose product is annotated as probable 28S ribosomal protein S16, mitochondrial. Gene Ontology annotation, cellular component: ribosome; mitochondrial small ribosomal subunit. Gene Ontology annotation, biological process: mitochondrial translation. NCBI's taxonomy places the organism in Eukaryota, Metazoa, Arthropoda, Copepoda, Calanoida, Temoridae. The coding region runs from base 11 to 400 and encodes 129 amino acids. The record is from RefSeq and is a predicted model, not a curated record. Gene Ontology annotation, molecular function: structural constituent of ribosome. The transcript has a single exon.
UUCAGAGAAGAUGAGUGAACUCAGUCAGGUUGCAAGAUACGGUAGAUACUGUCUCAGACUCUCACAUUGGGGUUGCGCCAACCGACCCUUCUAUCACAUUGUUGUUGCAAAGAAAAGUUUUCCUAACCGAAGAUAUAUCGAUCCUGUGGAGCAAAUUGGAACCUUUGACCCGCUCCCUAAUGCAUUCAAUGAGAAGCUGUGCUCCCUAAACCUGGAGAGAUUACAACACUAUCUGUCAGGAGGGAUAACUGUGGAGACUCCGGUAGCUCAGCUCCUAGGUUUAGCUGGAUUUCUCCCGAACCAUCCUUCUACUUAUGCUCAAGCCUGGAGAAAUCGCGAAGCGUUAGAUAAUCCUAACACUAGACGAACUAAUGUAAUUCUCAAGGAAGAGUUAAACUAAACUUAUUAAAUUUAAACUAGAUAAUUUAUUGCAGA